Molecule: messenger RNA, 840 nt
Organism: Dipodomys ordii (Ord's kangaroo rat)
Lineage: Eukaryota; Metazoa; Chordata; Mammalia; Rodentia; Heteromyidae
Product: high affinity cAMP-specific and IBMX-insensitive 3',5'-cyclic phosphodiesterase 8A-like
Exons: 3
Source: RefSeq, a predicted model, not a curated record
GAGUGGCAAGGAGUGUACUACACCAAGAAGAAAAAUGGAGACAACGUACAGCAGAACGUGAAGAUCGUCCCUGUGGUGGGGCAGGGGGGAAAAAUCAGACACUAUGUGUCCAUCAUCCGGGUGUGCAACGGCAGCAAGACGGAGGAGAUGCAGGAGUGUGUGGCGUCCCAGAGCCAGACAGGUAGGGGCCAUCUCCACGCCCAUCGAGCAUCCCAGGGCUGCAGUGAGGCUGGCUUCCCGAGCCAUGGCCACCCAGGGCUGCCCGACUGAUGCCCAGGACACGUUCUAAGCCCAGAGUUAGGACACAGCCAUCCCUGCGGUGUGAGGACGGGCCUGUGCUGUGUCCGAGGCCGUGGCCCAGUGUGGCCCUCCACCUCACCCCUGCGCCUGCUGACCCCUACUCUGCCCCCACCAAAGAGGGACGGCCGUGGGGAUGGGCGCUGGGGAGGGGAGGGGCGGGGCGCUGGGGAGGGGCCGGGCGCUGGGGAGGGCUCCCCCUCCCUGUGUUACACUGGUAAGUGGCAAGGCUCAUCUGUCCCCUCAAGCCACUCAGCUGUUCAUUCAGACAGUGGGUACUGUGUGUUUGAGCACCUUGCUGUUUUAAGGUGCUGUGCUAAGUGCUUUCCGUAGUGUGUCGCUGGGCCUUUGGAGUGACCCCAGACCACGGGAGGGGGGGGGUCUACCAGUGGUGCCCAUGUCCUCCUUUCACAGAGGAGGAGCUGACAGGUGUCACCUGCUUAGGAAUAUUCAUGUAUAGAGUGUGGGGCUGGAUUGACUCACCCUGGAGCAGCUCGGGUGUAGUUUGAAAAGAGGUGGCUGACAGCGUGGGGAGGGGAGAGA